AUGUGCAACUAUGGCGGCUACUAUGGGGGCCUGGGCUAUGGCUAUGGCUCUGGUUAUGGCUGUGGAUGUGGCAGCUACCGUGGCCUAGGCUGUGGCCUAGGCUAUGGUUAUGGCUCCGGUUAUGGCUGUGGAUGUGGCAGCUUCCGUGGCCUAGGCUAUGGCUUUGGUGGCUAUGGCUUUGGAGGCCUGGGCUAUGGUGGCUAUGGCUGUGGCUGCUACCGCCCAUCUUGCUGUGGAAGCUAUUAUUCUUCUGGCUUCUACUGA
Messenger RNA from Dromiciops gliroides (monito del monte), 264 nucleotides. Its product is annotated as keratin-associated protein 6-1-like. NCBI's taxonomy places the organism in Eukaryota, Metazoa, Chordata, Mammalia, Microbiotheria, Microbiotheriidae. The coding region runs from base 1 to 264 and encodes 87 amino acids. The transcript has a single exon. The record is from RefSeq and is a predicted model, not a curated record.